GGAGAGAGAGAACGGCCGAGUUGCUGCUUGCUGCUGGUAUUGUGACUGUCUCAAAUCCUGGCAGGUUCAGUUUCAGGCCCAACUUUCUGCAUGUUUGUUCUUGUGGUUGGUUAGGAAAGUGCCAAACUUCUACUUAUAUUGCAGUGCUGUGUUUAUUAUCGGGUCCAGUGAUUUAAUCGUCCGAAACUCGUGUGAAAAUGGAACACAGUUUUCCGUCCAAAUUUAGUUUGCUGCUCCUGCUGAUGAACAUCUUCGGCAGGUCGGUCGGCGCUGAUCUCACCGUCGAACAGAAGAUACGCGAGGACUCGGACCUUUCUCAGUUCUAUUCGUUGCUGGAGAACAACUUGGUGGCGAAUUCAACGCUGCAGCUGAGGAGUUGUACAGUGUUUGCACCGCAGAACUCGGCCUUCCAAAAGUACACCGGUGCCCAACACCGAGAUCUGGUGCUCUAUCACAUGACCAACUCGGCGCAGAACCUGAACGUUCUGGGUACAUCGGUGUCUUCCGAACUCGAGGGCAAUCCACCGCUGUGGAUCACGCGGACACGUGACAACAACCGCGAGGAGAUCUACGUCAACAACGCAAAAAUUGUCACCCACCGAUCCAACUACCAGAAUACCAAUAUCAAUAAGAAACAGGUUCUUCAUAUAGUUGACGAUGUUCUUGAGCCAGUGUGGUCCAUUUCCCAGGAUCUUGACGUCAAUAAUCCUGAUGCAUUCCAGUUCUUGAACAGAUCUGAGAAUCUGAAUCUUGAUAAGCACAGAGUGAGGUCGUUCAGGCAAAGAGUGCAGGUAACUGGAAAGAGUGACCUUUUUAGAGCUGAAGGCCGAUACACUUUUUUCAUCCCAGUAGAUGAAGGAUUCCAGCCUCCUCCGCGACCAGAGAAGAUCGACGCGAAGGUGAUCGACGGCCACAUCAUUCCGGGCAAAGUGCUGUUCACCAAACCGACGCCAUCCAACAAGGAGUACGAGACAAUGGCCUUCACCGACAUGCUCAAAGUCACCAUCUCAUUCAGCACCGAAACUGACAACAAGGGAGCCAAGAAAACCUACAUUAAGAGUCAUACAAUAAUCGGGGACCAAACUCACUCGACGGGCGUUGUGUUGGCGGAGAUUGUGAAAGGCAACAUUCCAGUGAAGAAUGGAGUCGUCCACCUGAUUCAUCGGCCUCUCAUGGUCGUCGACACCACUGUCACUCAGUUCCUCGAGUCUUUCAAGGGUUUUGAUCGUGAGGAUGGACCUCUGUACAAGUUCUACGAGACGAUCAGAGACACGGGCGGUGACUUCAUGGAUCGCAUCACCCGCCUCAGAGAGCUCACUCUGUUCGCUCCAUCCAAUGCCGCCUGGGAAGACUCCAACCUCAACAACCUACUGCGCGACCGCUCCAAGAUCCAGGAAAUCCUCAACAUGCAUCUCGUCGAACAGAAACUCACGCUCGACAAAAUUAUUACCAACAAUCAGAAUCAGCUGUUUCAGAUUGCGACGUCGGCGCCGCGACGCAGUCUCUACUUCAACGUGCUGCAGACGGGAGCCAACAAGACGCUGACCGUUGAGGGAGGGGGAGUGAACGCCACUGUCAUCCAACCGGACAUCGCAGCAAUCAACGGCAUUGUGCACAUCAUUGACCGCGUUCUGGGAGUUCCCUUCACCACCGUCGGACGCAAGUUGGCUACUGAUCCCAUGAUCAAUAAAACCAACCAUUUGGGAAUUCAGGAGAAUUUCAACUACCAGUUGGAUGACAUGAGGCGAAGGUUCACCUACUUUGUGCCACGUGAUUAUGCCUGGAGCCGAUUGGAAACUCGCUAUCCGUCUGCCCACAAGAAAAUCUUCAUGAAGGAAUUUGGCUACCAUGUGAAGCAAAUCCUGGAAAGACAUCUUGUGGUGGCAGAUGUGUCCUACACCAUGGCUGAACUGAAACGCAUGAGCAAUGAAACCAUAACACUGCCGACCGUCAGAGAUGUGCUUAAGCUCCGCGUCAAGGAAAACGACAACAACGUUGCUGAAAAUGAGAAUCAUUCCGUUCACACUGGCUACUACAUAGAGUGGAACAACGAGUGGGUUCACGUGUUCCGGCCGGACGUGGAGUGUACCAACGGCGUCAUCCACGUCAUCGAUCAGGUGCUGGUGCGUGAGAGCGACAUCGUGGUGACCGGGGCCUCCGCCACGCUUGGCCUCCCCACGCUCAUCACGCUCGCGCUCAGCAUCCUUACUGCCCGCUGGCUGCUCUAAGUCACUCGCCAAACCAAAUCCACCGAGUUAUCAAGCAACUACCAACAACCGUCUAAAAUGUUCAUUUCGUAGAGUUGAGAUUGAUUAGACAUAAUUUGACUUUUCAUUCAGUAAGUUAAAGAUUGUAUUACAUCAUUUGUGAAUGAUGUAAUUACAUCUUGUAGAGUUGACAUUGAUGAGAAUUGAUGUGAUUUCCAUGCAGUAAGUUUAGGAUCGUAUUACAUCAUGUGGGUGCAAAAAAUCAGGCGGGGAGACCAGUGGGACACCAGUGUUGUUCCAGCGGUAUCCAGGCUGGUUUACCGAGUGGGACACCAAAAUUUGGUGCCUCGACUGUUUUCCCUAGUGUAAUGAGCCCAAUAAGAACUAAAUUCCGCUCAAACACUGGUGUCCCAAAGUAAUACAAACCUAAAUUUCUGGUGUCUUGUCUGGUUUCCCCAGUGUAAUAAGCGCAAUGAAAACUAAUUGAACGGACACUAGUGUCCUAAUGAAAUACGAACCUCAAUUUAGUUUUUUUGUGGGAUUCGAAAGUUGAUAACGCAUUAUCCAACUGCGUUAUUGUGUCUGGAAUUGAGUUUGGGAUGAAAUUGACAUGACUUUACACUUAUUUUUAUCCAGUUCAUUUUUUCACUGGUUGAUGAGCUCACAUAAUUUUGACUCGAGCAUGGGUAUUGCGAUUAGACGAUGAAAAGCCCUGCGCUUGGCAGGAUUAACUAACCCAGAGUUGUUGCGGCAGCAGUUGAAAGGUUGAUACCACCCACCGUAAUGCAGUCCGCUAUUUGGUCGAAUUGAUUUGAAAGAUGAGAGGAUGUCGUUUACGUUUCGUUUCGUUUGUUACUCUUCUUGAAAUCAGGUGCGGGAUGAAAAAGUUCCAGUAGCUACAUUUCUUACUGUAAAAGUAAUAAUACAUGUUUCAUGACUGCCACAAAAAUACAUAAAAUGAUAAUUGCUUGAUAACUUUCAUUGGGUUGAAAAUCGAAAUCAGCUUUUACCAUCAAGCUCAUUCUGAAGUAAAUUUUUGUCACCUCCAACCUUUAGUCCUAAUAAAAUUAGCUGAGUGUUGAUGUAAAUAAGCAUUGUUUGUGAAGAUCCAAUCAAUAAUGAGUGUUUCCAAUUUGAAAAAGAGAAUAUUAUGGUAUGCAUGUUAUAGCUAACAGCAAGUUAGAAUGCAAAGUGAGGCUCGUUUCAUCGAUUUUAAUUAUCUUGAAGUACAUCUGUAUCAUUAUGUAAUAAUGAAAAUAUGUGGUGUAAAAUGUUAUCGGAAUAGUAUGAUUUGUCAAGUUUUAGAGGAUUUAACAUCACUAUGUGUACAUAAUGUAUUGGAAUAUGUAUUAAAUUAAGCUGAAAGGUCCAUUAUUAGAAUGCAUAUGAUGGCUUGUAUCAUUGUCGAAGUGUCAAUGCCGAGAAUUGUUUUGCUAGUUUUCAUAUCCUGAUAGAUGUAAGAAGUAAAAAUAUAAAUGACUUAUUGUUGUUGGUGUAAUAUCAAGAGUUGUUUGAAAGCUUGAAUAUAUUCUAAUUUUACAGCCUAAUACCAUUGACUCCAUCUGUAUUAUAACUGUUGAAGAGAGUAACUGUAUAUCUGAAUGAGAGAAAUUAUUUUAGACGAAAAAUGAUAACAAUUUAGUUAUGUUAUAGUAUGAUGAGUAGUUACUGAGUAAAGUAAUCCAUAAAAGAAGAAGAAUAAUAAUUAGUUUUCAAAAUUUUUGAAAACUAAUUAUUAUUCUAAGAUGCAAAGCAUCAAGGUUUGAGAAUUAAUAUUGAUUGUAUCUUAAAAAGCAUACAUCAUGAAUUUGGAUUCACAAAUAAAUCAAAAGAUCUAAUGGACCAUUGACUAUUUGAGAAUUUUGUAUCGAAUGGAUUCUUAAAACUCAUUGAAUUUAUAUAUUAAAUUUCCAAAUUGGCUCAUCCAAGUUCAUAAUGAUUAAAAACGCAUAAUAUUCUCCAAACUUCAGUUCUCUCAUGUGAUUCUUGUCAUAUUCUUCUAUAUGCAGUAGAUUAUCGUUAAGCGUCACCCUAACCACUUAUUCUAUUGAUGUUUUCUACAUACAAAACACCCAUUUCCAAUCAAUCCUACUUCAUACGCAAAAAAUAGUUGAACCAUAUCGUAUUCAUUUUUAUUUCCUGGAAGUUGAAGAAAAUUUUUAUUUCUGUCCACAGUUCGCCUUAGAUUCAAUAUGAUGAAGCAUUUUCCACCCUUGAAGUAGUAGUCUGAAGUUUAUCAUAGAAUUAUAGCAUUCCACCGACAUUUGAUUGCUGCUAAAUCAAAGUUUGAUUCACUUCAAUAAAUUAUAUAGAGACUUUUCUGGGUCUAUUCCUUCCUGGAGGAGCUUGUAAUUCAUGCAUACUACUCUUUAGAGAAUACUGCCUUAUACAAGACUUUUCUAUUAUUUUUAUCAAACGUAGCAAUCUGCUUUUUUCAUUUCCACUGCUUCCUGUCACACCAAUGCAAGGCUGUUUACUUUUUAUAUCUUCUACAUUAAGAAAUUCUUUUUCGUUAAUUUUCACAUUAACCUAAGCAUAUAUGCUUGGAUUAGAGUUGAAACGAAUUAAUUCUCUGGCAGCUUUAAUAUUAGAAUAGUAUGAUCUCUAUACGUUGACCACAAUCUAAUGCUUCACUAUUCCAUAAAAUUGUUAUUGUGUAGGAUCCCUCAACGUUGAUUAUAUUUUCAUGUCUUUUUGAACUCAAUUAGAUUACGCAAUUUUGCUGAUUGGUGUCAAUUUGAUUGAGAAAUAUCGACAUUGAAGUUUGACGCCUACCGAAUUAUAUUUUUUUAAUGUGCAAAGAGUGUGUGUAACCUAUAACUCCAUGAACAAAAUAUCUAUAAAUAAUUUAGACGAUGCCUUUCUACACAUCCUCAAUACCAUUUAUAUAUGUUGAUAGUUGUACAAAUGAUGAUAUAAAUUUUAGAUAGGUAAUAAAUUAUCGUCAACUAUGCUAUGAAUGAUCUGAAUGAGUGUAUAUCGCUAGUGUUGUCUCUUUUUAUAAAUAAAAUUCGUGAAUUAUUUGUAUGUCCAUGACAAAAUUAACUAAAGUAAGGUUUUUUAUUUAUUAUAAAGUAUAAAAUAAAUUAUCUUUGUUCUCAAUUUAGAAGUAGAAGUAUUUGUUUCAAGCUGUAACAUAUUUCGAGGCUUUGCGUUUUGUAUGUUGUUGAUAUGAUUAUGUUUGGAGGUAUGCAUGAAUCUAUAGUAUGAAUGUGUUUAUCGCUGAAUGAGAAGCUGUUUGAAUCACAGAAUAAUGUUUCUAUGCUUUGAAACUAUCAUGUUUUUAGUAAUUGAUAAAAAUCAGUCAAUUUUAUUAGUUGAAAUUUAUCAAUCGAGUCAAUUCCUUGAGAUUCCCUCCAAGGAAACUGGUAAUUCGAAAAUACUUUUCUUGAUUCUUAGAUGUUAAUCUUUCACUGACACUUGAGCAUUCCGUUUAUUUCUAUGAAAUUAUAAUUACAAAUGCGUGAAAAAUAUAUUAUGUGUGAGGUAUUGCGCUUUGUAAUAAAUAAAAACCAAAACAUGUAUGUAUCUCUUAAAUGAUAAUUUAACUAGGUAUAAUGUAUUGAUUAGUAUGUUACUUGACUAUCCGUUCUCAUAGCAAACAAUGAGGUAAAUUUUAACUAGAUAGCAUAAAAAUAUGUUAGGCUGCAAUCGUAAUAAGAAGACUAUAAUCAAUGCAUUGAUAUCAAUCAAUUGCAAAAUAAUUGAAUGAUUGGGAAUUAUUAUCGUGCAAAGCAUUUCGUUGAGUCAGGCUGUUAAUUGCUAUAAAAUAUUGAUCAGAGUAACUCUUUUGAUGUUCGAAUUGUUGUAGAUAUAUAGCAUACAUUUUAAAAGUUUUGAUAUGCAAACUUCUGAAAAUAAUUAUCAGAUUAUCGUUGUUUUCGAUCCAAUAUUUUUCUGAUAGAUUCAAAUUUGAAUUACUUAUUUACCAAAUAUCAUUUAGCCGAAAUUUUUUAUAGAAUGUGAAAAUGAUUGAUAAAUUUGAAGAGAAUUUUUCGAAUUAAAUCCGGUCUUGAACAUUAAAAAGAACGUCAAUAAGCUAUUUCUACACGGUAUUAUUGAAAAUUGAUUCAGAUUUCGCUCUUCAUUACAAUUAAAAUAUUCAUCUGUAUCACGAUUGGUGCUCAUUUAUUCAUUUUUUUAAGAAAAAUUGCGCUCUCGUCAACUUCGGAGGUGUGUCUUUGUUAUGGAGCAAAAGUCUUAUUUUAUUAUGUCAUGUUGAUAAUAUUUUAUUGCCGUUCUUUAUAAAUAUUCUCUUUGAGACAUGCAUUUUUUCCAAGUUAUUCAAAUUUAUCAUUCAAUAUUGCUUCUAAUAUUUAAAUAAAUAAGGUACUUGUUUGAGAAAAACUAUUAAAUUAUAUUUCUAGUUCAAAUAAUUUUCAAAUUCAUCUGUCAAUAUUGUAAUUUCUCAUUAUUUUGAGUAUUCCUCUCUUCUUAAAAUUGAUUCAAUUCUUUCAGUUCCACCUUCAAAAUUGAGCUUAUUCACACAUUUUCUAGUUUAUAAGGAUUAGUCUGAUGAUUGGGCUCAUGAAUUCUUGCUUGUGUUUAUUGAGAGUGUACCUAUUUUUCAAAGCAGAAUUAUAAUGUUAACGCUGAUUGUAAACUGUAUUAUCAAAGUUCAAGGAGUUGAUAAAAUAAUGUAAAGACUAAGUAUGAUUUUUUCGAGCCCAAAUAUUAUUAAUAAAUUCGAAGCUACUCGUUUUGAGUGAAACGCUAUGGAUAGAGUAGCUUCCUUCUUAAGCUUAGAGAGAGUUGGCAUCAGUUUAGAAAGAAAGCUUAUUUUCACGCAAAAUUUUUAUAGUACCUAAUUAAUCGUUGGAACUUUCCGGCUUUUCUGUUACAAAGUAUAACUUAUCCGUAGAAAUAUCUAUAGUGACUUGAACACAAUAACACACUGCUGGACAAUGUUAGAACCAGUUACGGUACCCAUAGUUGUUCUAGAUGCAGGCAUAAUUAUUACUACAUUCCAAAGUGUUCAUUUAUUUAUUAUAAUGCAUCUUCAAAGUAAAGUAAAAUGUUCAAUCAUUGUAUUCCUUCUUCCAGAUUCCAAUCUCUGUUCAAAUUUGUUUGAUUCACAUUAUAAAAAUAAAAUUAUUUUUCAAUGUGUG
Messenger RNA from Nilaparvata lugens (brown planthopper), 7315 nucleotides. It is a transcript of the gene Fas1, whose product is annotated as fasciclin-1. Gene Ontology annotation, cellular component: extracellular matrix. The record is from RefSeq and is a predicted model, not a curated record. The transcript is spliced from 15 exons. Lineage: Eukaryota; Metazoa; Arthropoda; Insecta; Hemiptera; Delphacidae. Bases 198 to 2228 code for a protein of 676 amino acids. Gene Ontology annotation, molecular function: cell adhesion molecule binding. Gene Ontology annotation, biological process: extracellular matrix organization; cell adhesion.